Molecule: messenger RNA, 858 nt
Organism: Ornithodoros turicata
Lineage: Eukaryota; Metazoa; Arthropoda; Arachnida; Ixodida; Argasidae
Exons: 1
Coding region: 1-858 (285 amino acids)
Source: RefSeq, a predicted model, not a curated record
AUGGACGCUCCACGGACUGCGUCAUCAGCCCCGACGUCCCCUCCAGCCCACGAUGCUAUAGACCAUCCGUCGAUCGCCGCCGUCGGCGGUGAGCUUAAGCUUCCCCCCUUCUGGACCAAGAAUCCCCGGGCCUUGUUCUCCCAAGUUGAGGCGCGAUUUGCACUUCGGCAUAUUUCGUCCCAACUUACCAAGUACCUGAACGUUGUGUCCGCGCUGCCCAUGGAGAUCGCCGACCAGGUUGAUUACCUCUUGGCUUCACCACCGCCUGACAAACCCUACGAUCGGCUGAAGGAGGCUAUUCUUUCCCGCAGUGAAUGCACCGAGCAAUCCCGGCUCCGCCAACUUCUAUCCGAGGAAGAACUGGGCGAUCGGCGGCCAACCCAAUUACUGCACCGAAUGAAGCAGCUCCUCGGAGACUCGGCUGAUACUCAGCCCUCGACCCUGCGGGAGCUUUUCCUCCAGCGGCUCCCACAGCAAGUCCGCUUGGUACUGGCCGGAUCUGACGAGGUCUCUCUCGAUAACCUUGCCCAGUUGGCGGACCGCAUGAUCGACUACUCCGCCCCAUCUGCGCCACCUUUCACACGGGCUGAGAACAUCGCGGCUAUUUCCCUGUCUGAUCCUACGCUCCUUGCCCUACAAGCGCAAGUCAAAGAGCUUACGGACGCUGAUGCCGCUAUGCGCGCAGACCUUUCUGGUCGCCCACGUUACCGACGCUCUCAUUCUCGUCGGUGCCCAUCCCCUUUCCGCAGCCCGGCCUCCCAGGCGGAUCUAUGCUAUUAUCACCAGAAGUUUGGCGACCGUGCCCUCAAGUGCACUCAGCCGUGCUCCUGGACGGGAAACUCGGGGGCCAGUCGAUAG